CUUAGUAACAAAGAUGGAGUCGGACGUUUCUUUCAUCCCGCAGCUAGUGGAGAGCAUUAAAGAGCAAAUUAACCAUAGCGCUAGCAACACUUCGGCCUUUCAUGCUAGCUCUAUAGCUGGGGCCGAGACUAAUAAAAACACACACAACACCAUUAAUUCCCAGAAUAAAGAUGAUCAGAAUCACAAGGAGCUUUUCAGUGAGCUAUUCACUGACUCGUUCUGCAAGGUGUGUGGAGCUGUGCUGCAGUACGAAUCACAGCGCAUUUCCCACUAUGAGGGUAAGAAGCACGCCCAGAAGGUCAAGCUCUUCUUUCAAAUGCAGAAAGAUAAAGAUAAAAAGAAUGCCAAGAAUGAGCAGAGCAACUUCAGGAAUGAGGGUGUUGUGGAUAAGAACCGCUUCUGCAGCCUGUGCAACAUGGUGUUCAGCUCCCCGGUGGUGGCGCAGUCUCACUACACAGGGAAAGUGCACGCUAAGUAUCUGAAGAAGUUCGGAGGAGAGAAGCUGUCCACAGCCUUGACCCCGCCGGCCACACAGUCACAAGCAGAUAACGCUCCUACUGAGGCUGCUCCUUCGAUGGACCCCCCAGUGGUCGUGCAUGAGUCGGCGCCUCUAGAGGAGAGGUGCGGGGAGCCGGGUAGCGAGCCUGCCCCCUCGGGAGUGGACCUGAACGACUCCAAUAAGUACUGCAAGCUGUGCUCCGCAUCCUUCAACAACUCCCAGAUGGCGCAGCAGCACUACAGCGGAAAGAAGCACCUCCGCAACGAGACGCGCAGGAAGCUGCUGCGGGACCUGGGCGAGGAGGCUGUGCCUGCUGACAGCGACUCCAACGAUGUUGGAGUGAGUACCUUUAUUUGUCCUAUCUGCAGCAUUACCCUGAACUCCAUAGAAAUGUACCAGGCACAUAUGCAGGGGAAUAAACAUCAGACCAAAGAGACAAAGGUGGCUAACCUUAUGAAGAACACCAAGAAGAAGGUCUACGAUUCCUUCCAGGAUGAGCUGGCUGACUACAUUCAGGUUCAGAAAGCCAGGGGCCUGGCCCCAAAGACUUCCAGCAACAAAGGGAGGGAGGGGUUUGAAGACAGCGAGUGCGCGGAGGAUGAUGAGGCCAGCAACUUCUCCGUGGAAGACACUGGUGGUCCUUGGCAAGAAGAGACUGGUGAGGAGGGGUACCCUAGCUUCCCAAUGCAGGAAAACAACUGGUUCAGAGGAAGCAAAUGUGUGGAGAGCGUUCAGGGAUUUCCACCAAAGACCCAAAGAAGGUUUAUUAAAGACAAUUUUGCAGGAAAUGCCAUGAUUCCCAAAUUUGCACCCCAGAACAUGCUGUUCAGGCCAGGCCCGUUUGGUAAGGACAUGCAGAAUCCUGGUUUCCCUCCAUUUGGGCAACCUGAGUUCCAAGCCCAACCAUGGGGUCCACCUUUUCCACAAUCGUGGGAGGGUAACCGAUUCAGACAGGGCGAGUUUGAAGCGAAGGGACCUGGCUUUUCACCAAAGAACAGGUUGCUCAGGAAGAAUAUGAGAAGCCAAAGAUUACAAGCGAAGGUGACCCCAUCGGGAGAGUGCGAGGAUGGUUCUUCAUUUCCGUCUAUGGACUACAGACCAGGUCCUCUUGCGGAACCACGUGGGGUAUUCCAAGUGAGUCCCAUGUACCCACCCCCACAGGAGAACAUCCCAUGUUACCCUUAUAGCGCAGGCGUGCAGCCUCAGCCAGCAGCCCUCUACAAAGAGGGCAUCCAGGAGCUCUCCAGCCAUGACUCGGAGGAUGACUAUGGGCACGGGACCUCUGAGGAUGCGGGAAGCAGCCCGAGCAGGAGGGUGAAGAGGAAGCACAGGAAAGAGAGGCGGCCGCGGGAGGAUUCAGAUAGUGAGGAAGAACGAGCCAGGCACAAGAGGAGGAGGCGACACCAGCACACUGGGCCGGGGAAGGAGAGGGAGGAGAAACAGAAAGCAAAGAAGGAGAGGAAGAACAAAGAGGAGAAGGAGGGCGAGAUGACCGAGGAGAAGCCAGCGAAGGAGGAGAAGGCAAAGCACAAGGGCAAGGAGGGCAAACCGAAACACAAGAAAGAUAAGAAGAAGAAAGAGGAAUUGGACGGGAGAACUGAGGAAGAGAAGCUCUGGGAUGAAUCCAUAAUGGGGUUAAUGUAAAGCAUCCCGUUGCAUCAGUCUCACAAGAGUGCAAUCGUUCUACUGUCGAAUGCAUUUGAUGGACUUUAACACCUUGCAAAAGACUAAUUUAAACCUGCAUAGAUCCUGAUCUGUUUAUCUGACAAAUUAUUAUCAUUAUUUUCUUACAUUUAAUAACAAGUUUAAAAAGCAGUUUUUAACAGUAACAUUAGAAAGAUACUGUGACAUGCUAUGAAAAAAAGCAAAGUUACUUUACUGCGUUUUGGGUAGCAACUUGGUGUGCUCUGUGGCAGUGAGCUGAAUGAUUCUUUGUUUUGCAGGUGCAAUACGAUAUUUGAAUAUCACUCAAGGUCUGGAUGCAGUACAAGAUUGUUAAUGCUUAUAAUGCUUAUAAAUUCACAGAUGGGGUGGGCUGAAUUAGUUCCCAUUGUGUUCUUGUAUUUGUUUAUUUUGACUCCACACCCUGGUGAGUACAGGAGCCUAGCAGUGAAAGACUUCUAUUAUAUGCAAACUUAUGGAAACUAUAAUAAGAUUCAAAAUGGAA
Molecule: messenger RNA, 2666 nt
Organism: Polyodon spathula (Mississippi paddlefish)
Lineage: Eukaryota; Metazoa; Chordata; Actinopteri; Acipenseriformes; Polyodontidae
Product: zinc finger matrin-type protein 1-like
Exons: 7
Coding region: 14-2143 (709 amino acids)
Molecular function (GO): nucleic acid binding; zinc ion binding
Source: RefSeq, a predicted model, not a curated record